AUCAGACGUGCGCUUUUCCCGACCCCAACAACCGCCUUCCCCUCCCACAUUUUCCAAAUCCCCAACUCGUCCCUCCUUCUCUAUUUUUUUAUUCUGCAAACUGAUAUCGCCACCUAACGUUUUAGUGUUUCAUCCCUUUGAUUUAAAUUUUGUCUUUACUGAUUAGCGUUGUUUUACUAAAGAAUAUGGGUGGCUGUAUCAAUCAUCACUAAUUUAAUUAAAGCCACGAAUAUCUUCGUAGAUAUUUUCUCUGUCCCUCUCUCUCUCUCUCCUCCAAAUAUCUUCGCCGGUUUUUUUCAGGCAUCUCUCUCUGUGUCUCUGAAACCCAACAUUAGUUAGCGUUAGGGUUAGUGGUCAAAGUCUUUGUAACCAGAAGCCCAUAGAAUCUCGCGAAUUCGCUCUCCACUACUUUUUUAGCACCUGUAGAUAUAAUUAGGGUUAGGGUUCGUCUGUACUCUUGAACCUCUGUAAUUAGAAAACCUAGUAUCUCCCAACUUUGUUCUCUGUAAAUCCUAGCGCCCACAUUUGAGAAUCUGAGAAACAGAGAACCGAAGGAUACGGUUUGGGGGCCAUGUGCUCAGGUGAUGGACACCUAACCCAGUUUAUUUUUUAUUCUGAAACUCCUUCCAGACCAGAGAUGAUCGAAAUUAGAAAUAUGGUUUAGGGCACACCUGUUCCUAUUCCCUGUGUGAUCGAAAUAACAAAAUGAUAGGUUGAUUUGUGAUGGAUCAGAAUUGGGUUUCGUAAUGUUAGGUCGUGAUUUAACCCCCAUCUAAUCACCUGAGCUCAAUUCAAGCCUCUGAAACUCUUUUCUUCUAACAAACGUAAUUGGGGUUGGGUCCUUCUCCCUGGUAGUUGAAAAGCUCAAAACCCUGGCUCAAUUCAAAAUUCGAAUUUGAUUUCAAAUCGUGUGAGAAAUAAGAUUUGCCAGGUUUUCUCCCCGUAGAAUAAGCUCAAACCCUUUCAAUUCAUUCUGAUCAGAAUUGAGGGGCUUAAAACUCUAGCUUCGAUUCAAACUUGAUCAGUUAAAUUAAGCUUUCUGGGAUUUCAGCCAUGGGGGAGGAAGAGCAAAGCAUAGACUACCAACCUUCAUCAGAAGAAGACCAUGUAAUGGAGUGGGAGUUGGGGUUGCCCAGAGCUGAAGACUUGACUCCAUUAUCUCAGGUCCUCAUCCCUCCUGAGCUUGCAUCAGCUUUCAGCAUAAGCCCCGAGGCAUGUCGGAGCAUGCUUGAUGUGAACCGUGCAUCACAAAACACAGUUUCCACACUCAGGCGCCAGGCGCUCCCUACCAAUCUCAAAUCCCUCCCCUCUUUCUCUCUCCAACAAGAACACGAGCCCACCGAGCCAGCGACUGAAUCAAGGGCCCGCAAGUUCUCGGACCGUGAGGCUACUGAUGAGAUAAUGGACUCGAGCAGACCUGAUCCAGUUGAUGAGCAAUCGGCUCGAACCCUAAAGCGCCCAAGGCUGGUUUGGACUCCACAACUUCAUAAACGCUUUGUUGAUGUUGUAGCUCAUUUGGGUAUCAAGAAUGCGGUGCCAAAAACCAUCAUGCAGCUUAUGAAUGUAGAGGGGUUAACAAGAGAGAAUGUUGCCAGCCACCUUCAAAAAUACAGGCUUUACCUCAAGAGAAUGCAGGGUCUUUCAAGUGAGGGGCCUUCUUCAUCAGAUCAUCUGUUUGCUUCGACCCCUGUUCCUCAUAGCCUUGCUAGAGAGGAGCCUCAAGGGCUCAUGCCUAUCCCGAUGCCAUACAUGAUACCCAUGCCAAUGGCUGGGCAUCAUGCCCAUGGACAUAUGGGGCAUGGCCAUGGGCACAUGGCGAUGACAAAUGGUAAUAUGGGAUAUCAUGGGUAUGGUGCAUUUGGGCCUCAGAACAAGUUUGAUUCGAUAGUCGGGUAUCCCCAUGUGUCCAAGCAAUAAAUGAAGGCAAGUUGAAGAAAUGGGCUAUUUUGCUAACUGGGUUUCACUGAGAAGAUGAGGCUUCUUGGUGUAAUUAGAAUUAUGGUUGGGAUUGUAGCGGCAUGUAAUCGCUCAUGAGAAAGGAGGAUGUGGGCCAUCUGACUCCAAUCUCUGGUCACCUAUCUCUUCCAGCAAGCUACAAUGCCUUUGAUAAAGGUGUGAAUUCAAUGCACUCCGAAUAUGCCCAUUUGUAUCACAAGAACAGUCUACAUCUGGUUCAGCAGCUAUGCAAGGUCUAUCUGGGGUUCAUAACUCAUCUCACGGUUUUGUUUCUCUUAUCAGUCUCCCCCAAGGAGCACAAUUCCUGUUUCUCAUCAUGUAAUGAGGUCUCCUAGACCCUGCUUUCCAUCUGAGGAUGAAAACUUAACACUUAGAUAAGACAAUUCAAUGGUGUUCUACCAGGUAUAACUGACUCCACAGAUCUGGCAAAUGCGUUCACAGGAAUAAACUUGUUGAGGACAGAGUGAUAGACCAAACCAAACACUUGCAAUCACAGCUCCAAAAUGAAAUCCAGGAGAAAUUUCUCUUUGAUUAACCUAGGCAUUUCCCAAUUGGGUAUGUAAACCAUCAUGUAGUGAUCUGUGUAGAAGCAAUGGAGCUAGAUUUAAUUUAAAUAAGAUUUGACUAACUUCUGAUGCUGAUCUGCCUAAACAAACUACUUCCUCCAAUAAUUCAUAUUUGAAAGCAGCCUCCGCAUGAGUUGUUUCUCGUUCAUGAGAUUUGGCUAUUUCUAUCUGAAUAUGGAAGCUUCAAAUGCAGCAUUUGCAAUUUAUGGUUUGAGUGGUUUUCUGAGAACCUCUUAAUGAUGAGCAACCAUCUUGGUUCCAAUAAUAUGUCCCCUCCUUGAUAACAUUGCUGCAGCUGCCUCUUUGACAGGUAUUUAAUUGGACUCUUUUGGCAAUUGUUGCUGGUUUGAAUUCAGAAUCAUUUUUGAGGGAAUAAUGAUUUGCCAGACGGACUUAGGACUGGGAUCCAAGCAGUCAUUGGUCUUCAGGCACUAGUCAUUAACACACUGUAUGUAUCGCAUGGAAAUAACCAAGCAGUUAAUGGUCUUCCAUCAAUUAUUCCCAAGAUUUGGCGGUGUAUUUUAUUUUCUCUUUGUUCUUUUUAAACUUCCAGAAAAAAAAAAAUUGUCCUCUUGAGUAGUGCAGAUCAGUGUGGGGGUUGGUCCAUUCAACAAAAAACUUGAAACAACCACAACUGGAGAAAAAUACGGUUUUCCAAGAAAUUAUUCCUCAAGCUCUGCCAUCAAUGACAGAUGUGUUUGGGAAUUAUGUGAUCCAGAAGGAUACUACAGAGCAGAGUAGAGAACUGGCCAACCAGCUAACUAGGCAUGUCUCGGCCCUGCAUCUUCAAAUGUGUGGUUAAGGAGUGAGUCAAACAGCAUUUAAUCUUUUAAAGAAGUAAUUGAGUUUAUGAAAUAUUCAUUUUAGCGUUUGAAGUUAAGGAUGUUCUGUUACCCUGGUAAGUUCUUGGAAACUUAACCCUUUGCCUCAAAAUUAUUAGAGAUAAAAAUCAGUAUGUUCAAUUUUUGAGUUUAUGAAGUGAAUCAGUGAUAGUAUAUAUUUGAUUUGCUUAUAAUUGUAAUUAUCCAAAAAGAAAAAUUAUCAUGAUUGUACCCAUUCAAAUUUUUCAUACGUAUUUCAAAGAUAAGAGUAGUAGAGAUAUGGAGGGUCUGACCUUUUCAAUAGAUUAAAGAGAUACAUGUAUUUGGAUACAUUA
Molecule: messenger RNA, 3678 nt
Organism: Amborella trichopoda
Lineage: Eukaryota; Viridiplantae; Streptophyta; Magnoliopsida; Amborellales; Amborellaceae
Product: transcription factor PCL1
Biological process (GO): regulation of DNA-templated transcription
Cellular component (GO): nucleus
Molecular function (GO): DNA binding; DNA-binding transcription factor activity
Source: RefSeq, a predicted model, not a curated record